UCAAUUUAGCGAAAAGCUAAAACAGAAAAUGGCAGACACUCACGCACACUUUUUUCAUGUUUUUUGCACUAUCUUUAUAUUAAUUUUAUGCAUAUGUUGCUCUAUAUCUCAUGUUCUAGGACAUUCAUACAAUAUUGUGGGAGAGCAUGUUACCCUCAACUCCAACGAGAUGGAAAUUGGUGACUGCAGCAACCCCAAUAGCGAAGAUUUAUUGUAUUACGGAAAUAAUUCGCUACCAGCACGUUCAUCGAUAGACGCAGCGGUGACUUUCUCUACUACAUUUUCCACCAGAGGUAGCGAAAUCAUUUACUGUUUGAUGUUAAAAGGCAACGACGAUACUGCUAUCACCAUUACUGCCGGUGGCAUCAAUUCGCAAAGCGUCACUUUUGUACAAAACUGUAACGCGGGCCGAAGUUCAGAAGCUGUACUCUUGGUAUAUGGUAGAUAAACAAAAAGUAUUACAUGAUGUCUAAAUAAAACCAGCAAUUAUACUGUUUCAUUACAAGCCCCAAAUUGGUUUUGGUCACCGUCACCAAU
Molecule: messenger RNA, 537 nt
Organism: Cylas formicarius (sweet potato weevil)
Lineage: Eukaryota; Metazoa; Arthropoda; Insecta; Coleoptera; Brentidae
Exons: 2
Coding region: 29-448 (139 amino acids)
Source: RefSeq, a predicted model, not a curated record